ACUUGGCAACCAUGUUUCAUCAUUUCUCUCUUCUUUAGAAAGGCUGCGUUGCCUGGGUGGUACAACUAGCCGAACUUCUCUUGUUUUUUAGAAGCUCCAAAAUGACGGCUACCACGGAGCAGGUGAAGAAGGACAAGUCCAAGAAUGUGAUGCGCGAAUUGCGCAUUCGCAAACUCUGCCUUAACAUCUGCGUCGGUGAAUCUGGUGACAGAUUGACCAGGGCCGCCAAGGUGUUGGAACAGCUCACGGGCCAACAGCCCGUCUUCUCCAAAGCUCGCUACACCGUGAGAUCUUUCGGUAUCCGUCGUAACGAAAAGAUUGCUGUCCACUGCACAGUCCGUGGAGCCAAGGCUGAAGAGAUCCUUGAAAGAGGAUUGAAAGUUAGGGAAUACGAGUUGAGGAAAGACAACUUCAGUGACACUGGAAACUUUGGAUUUGGUAUUCAAGAACACAUUGAUCUUGGCAUCAAGUAUGAUCCCUCCAUUGGUAUCUACGGCCUUGACUUUUAUGUUGUCCUCGGUCGCCCAGGUUUCAGUGUAGCCGAGCGUCGCCGCAAGACUGGCAAAGUUGGAUUCCAGCACAGAUUGAAGAAGGAAGAUGCCAUGAAGUGGUUCCAACAGAAGUACGACGGUAUCAUCCUCCCCACCAAGAAGGCAUGAGCAUUGUGUGUACCUCGUUCUGUUGCAAAAUACACCGUUUUGCGAAAUCCA
Messenger RNA from Daphnia carinata, 710 nucleotides. It is a transcript of the gene RpL11, whose product is annotated as large ribosomal subunit protein uL5. Gene Ontology annotation, cellular component: cytosolic large ribosomal subunit; ribosome. The record is from RefSeq and is a predicted model, not a curated record. Gene Ontology annotation, biological process: translation. Gene Ontology annotation, molecular function: structural constituent of ribosome; RNA binding. The transcript is spliced from 5 exons. NCBI's taxonomy places the organism in Eukaryota, Metazoa, Arthropoda, Branchiopoda, Diplostraca, Daphniidae. Bases 102 to 659 code for a protein of 185 amino acids.